AUAAAACGCAUGAAUUUUUCUCAGUAAUAAUAAUAAAUACAUAAAGCGAUUGUCCUGUGAAUAAUAUUCACCAUAGUUAUGAUUAUAUAAAUAGUUCAAUACACGAUUGUUUUAACUACAAAUCAGUAUUUAUUUUUCUUGACAGACUUAAUCUGGCAUUCAUACUGAUUGUAUUCUUGGGCAUACUAACAUUUUUGUUAUAAUGGCAGAAAAUAAUGAACUCAUUUAUCAUACAUGUUAUGCCUAUCUAAUACACCAUUUGCCCAUGAAGAAAAAUCUUAGAAUAUUUGAUCGUUCAACAGCUGAAAAUGAAAUUGAAAAGAUUAAAUGUGUAUCACCAGUGCGUUUAUGUCUUAUGUUUACUGAAGAUUGUCUACGCAUAAAACGCUUUGGAAGAAACACAAACCGGUAUAAAUGGCAUACACUAUUUUAUGAACAAAUUCAAUUUUAUUGUUCAACUCAUGAUGAGAAUAAUUUAAUCAUUCUGGGAAUUAUUUCUCCAAGUGGUCGUAAACGUGGUUAUCAAUAUUUAUAUGUUGAAAACAAAGAUGAUCUGCGGAAGGUAGAAGAGACACUUCAUCAGAUAGCUGAACAUCGUUUACAGAUACUAAAACAAGUUCCAGAGAUAAGUCAACUUAAUAUCAGCAAUUCGAAUAAUGUUUGAGAAGUAAAAUAAGAAACCGAUCAGUUAACUUUGGACAAAUUAAAUAAUCCUAAUUCUUUCAAGCAGGUAAAAUAACAAGAGUAGAAACAAUCAAUCUAACUUCUAAGUAAUGUAAAUUGUAAAAAUAUGUUUAGCAUAUUCUGCUUGUCUAGGAAAGUUAUUGAUGACGAAUUUAUGUAUUUUUUAAAGAUG
Molecule: messenger RNA, 856 nt
Organism: Trichobilharzia szidati
Lineage: Eukaryota; Metazoa; Platyhelminthes; Trematoda; Strigeidida; Schistosomatidae
Source: the annotation of a GenBank genome assembly